Molecule: messenger RNA, 6324 nt
Organism: Physeter macrocephalus (sperm whale)
Lineage: Eukaryota; Metazoa; Chordata; Mammalia; Artiodactyla; Physeteridae
Gene: RAPGEF1
Product: Rap guanine nucleotide exchange factor 1
Exons: 22
Coding region: 40-3906 (1288 amino acids)
Biological process (GO): Ras protein signal transduction; positive regulation of GTPase activity
Cellular component (GO): plasma membrane
Molecular function (GO): guanyl-nucleotide exchange factor activity
Source: RefSeq, a predicted model, not a curated record
UUUUAAAAUUGCUCCCUUUAAUCUCUCUCCUCCCUCCUUAUGCUUAACAUUUCCUUUCAGAACCUGAGCUGGCUGGAAGAGAAAGAGAAGGAAGUUGUCAGUGCCUUGCGCUACUUUAAGACCAUUGUGGACAAAAUGGCUAUUGAUAAGAAGGUACUGGAGAUGCUUCCAGGGUCUGCCAGCAAGGUGCUGGAGGCCAUCUUACCCCUGGUGCAGAGCGACCCUCGAAUUCAACACAGCUCAGCCCUCUCCUCCUGCUAUAGCCGAGUGUACCAAAGUCUCGCCAACCUCAUUCGUUGGUCUGACCAAGUGAUGCUAGAAGGUGUGAACUCAGAAGAUAAAGAGAUGGUGACAACUGUCAAGGGGGUCAUCAGAGCCGUGCUGGACGGAGUGAAGGAGCUGGUCAGACUUACCAUCGAGAAGCAGGGGCAUCCGUCUCCAACAAGCCCAGUGAAACCCAGUUCCCCAGCCUGCAAACCCGACGGCCAGUCUGAGCUCCCCCUGACAGAUCGAGAGAUGGAGAUUCUAAACAAGACGACCGGCCUGUCGCAGUCGGCCGAGGGGCUCCCAGAUUCCACGGAUGAAGAGGUCGCGCCCCCCAAACCGCCCUUACCUGGCAUUCGUGUGGUUGAUAAUAGUCCUCCACCAGCAUUGCCACCGAAGAAGAGACAGUCGGCUCCAUCCCCCACCCGAGUGGCCGUCGUGGCCCCCAUGAGUCGAGCCACCAGUGGCUCCAGUUUGCCUGUUGGAAUUAAUAGGCAGGAUUUUGACGUGGACUGUUACGCACAGAGACGACUGUCGGGCGGCAGCCACUCAUAUGGCGGCGAGUCGCCCCGCCUGUCCCCCUGCAGCAGCAUAGGCAAGCUCAGCAAGUCGGACGAGCAGCUGUCCUCUCUGGACAGGGACAGCGGGCAGUGCUCCCGGAACACAAGCUGUGAAACGCUAGAUCAUUACGACCCUGACUACGAAUUCCUCCAGCAAGACCUCUCUAACGCAGACCAGAUACCUCAGCAAGUGGCCUGUAACCUCAGCCCGUUGCCAGAGUCCUUGGGGGAGUCUGGGUCUCCAUUUCUUGGCCAUCCUUUCCAGUUGCCUCUGGGCAGCUGUCCCCAGCCAGAGGGGCCCUCGGCCCCAGGGCAGCAGAUGGACGUGCCGCCUGCUCUUCCCGAGAAGAAGCGCAGGAGCGCGGCCUCCCAGACGGCGGACAGCUCUGGCUGCAGGGCGUCCUACGAGCGGCACCCCUCGCAGUACGACAACAUCUCCGAGGAGGACCUGCAGAACCCGGCCUCGGUCCAGUCCGUCCCCUUCACGCCCUUUGCUGCUAUUCUUCCCUAUCAGCAAGGAGGUUCCUCAGCCUCUGUCGAAUUUGUGGGUGAUUUCACUGUUCCUGAGUCAACGGGUGACCCAGAAAAACCUCCUCCUCUCCCAGAGAAGAAAAACAAACACAUGCUGGCCUACAUGCAGCUGCUCGAGGACUACUCGGAGCCGCAGCCCUCCAUGUUCUACCAGACGCCGCAGAAGGAGCACAUCUACCAGCAGAAGAACAAGCUCCUCAUGGAGGUGUACGGCUUCAGCGACUCUUUCAGCGCCGGCGAUGCCCCGCAGGAGCUCGCGCCCCCCCCCGCCCUGCCCCCCAAGCAGCGGCAGCUGGCCUCCUAUGCUGCUGCUUCCUUCUCCUCUGUCUCCUACUGUGUCCAGCAGACUAAAGUGGCCUUCACUCCCGAGGACGGCAGUGCCGCUCCGGGCAUCAGUGUGUCCGUCUCUCACUCCUUUCUCAGCCGGCACGGCAACUUACCUGUGCCCUCGGUGAGUCGCUCCCUGCCGCUCGCCACUGGGAAGCUGGUGAGCUGGUCUCGCCCUUGUCGCUCCUGCCUCCGACGUGUGUGCUGCUGCCCACCGCCGGCUCUCUCGCUCCGCAGGCCCCGCCCCCGGCGGGACAGGGCGCGCGUGGCUGGCUGGCCGCGGCCCGAAGGACCGCGCGAGCGGGUGGGGUGGGGAGCGUGGGCGGCCACCUGGGAGCGUCACCACCCAGCCAGAAGCCGGCAGGGAUGUUUUGGCCUUCUUAUUCCAUUCUCACACCGGGCCUUGGGUCAGCCCUGUAGCGUUCUGCGUUUCAAAAGGAACAGUCCGCCACGUAGGAAGCAAAGCCCUGGAGAGCAGGUGAUACCCGGCAUGACGGAGUUUGAGUUUGAGAGCUGUAUCAGUUGGCUUUUGCUAACUUGCUCCGUAACCCAACACCCCAAAACCUUGUGGCUUAAAACAACGGUAACUGUCUGUCAUUGCCUAGGACACAGCUUAGUAGCUGGACCCCUGCUCAAGCUGCUGCCACCGACACCCGCGGGCAAAGGGCCGCUGCACGCGCUGCUCCUCAGUCCACCGGGGAGAGACCUGGGGACGGCAUCGAGUCUGCAUCCCGUUCUCUUGUCCAUCCCCCAGGCCCCCUGUGGGGGGGGGGGAAGCGGGCCUGGGCUUCUCGCUGGAGCUGCAGCCCGGGGAGGACCCGUUCAGGGGAGCGGCUGUACCACGCAGACCCCACGCACGGGGCCACGCUGCCUCGGCCCCCGGGAGCCGUGGAGCUCAGGGUCUGUUGACACAACACAAACCGUUUCUCUCUCCAGGGCCCCAAAGUCACCGGAUGCUCCAGAGGCUCAGUCGGAGGAGGAAGUAGACGAGCUGUCCCUCAUCGACCACAAUGAGAUCAUGGCAAGGCUGACGCUCAAGCAAGAGGGCGACGACGGACCAGACGUCCGGGGAGGAUCUGGUGACAUCCUACUGGUCCACGCUACUGAGACGGACAGGAAAGAUCUGGUGUUGUACUGCGAGGCCUUCUUGACCACCUACAGGACCUUCAUCACCCCUGAGGAGCUCAUCAAGAAGCUGCAGUACAGGUACGAGAAGUUCUCUCCUUUUGCCGACACGUUCAAGAAGCGCGUCAGCAAGAACACGUUCUUCGUCCUGGUACGGGUGGUGGACGAGCUCUGCCUAGUGGAGUUGACGGAAGAGAUCUUGAAGCUGCUGAUGGAGCUGGUCUUCCGCCUGGUGUGCAACGGGGAGCUCAGUCUGGCCCGUGUGCUCCGGAAGAACAUCCUGGACAAGGUGGACCAGAAGAAGCUGCUCAGGUGUGCCAACUCCGACCAGCCCCUGGCGGCCAGGGGCGUAGCAGCCAGGCCCGGGACCUUGCAUGACUUUCACAGCCAUGAGAUAGCUGAGCAGCUGACACUGCUAGAUGCCGAGCUCUUUUAUAAGAUAGAGAUUCCUGAGGUUUUGCUUUGGGCAAAAGAGCAGAACGAGGAGAAGAGCCCCAACUUGACCCAGUUCACGGAGCACUUCAACAACAUGUCCUACUGGGUCCGGUCAAUCAUCAUGUUACAGGAAAAGGCCCAAGACAGGGAACGGCUGCUCUUGAAGUUCAUCAAGAUCAUGAAGCACUUACGGAAGCUGAACAACUUCAACUCCUACCUGGCCAUCCUCUCAGCGCUGGACUCGGCCCCCAUCCGCAGGCUGGAGUGGCAGAAACAGACCUCAGAGGGCCUGGCGGAGUACUGCACGCUGAUUGACAGCUCAUCCUCCUUCCGCGCCUACCGGGCCGCCCUCUCGGAGGUGGAGCCACCGUGCAUCCCAUACCUGGGGCUCAUCCUGCAGGACCUCACCUUCGUUCACCUGGGAAACCCAGACUAUAUUGACGGGAAGGUGAAUUUUUCCAAACGGUGGCAGCAGUUCAACAUCCUGGACAGCAUGCGGUGCUUCCAGCAGGCGCAUUAUGACAUCCGGAGAAACGACGAUAUCAUAAACUUCUUCAAUGACUUCAGUGACCACCUGGCCGAGGAGGCGCUGUGGGAACUCUCUCUGAAAAUCAAACCCAGGAACAUAACACGGAGGAAAACAGACCGCGAAGAGAAGACCUAGGAGCAGGUGCCGCAAGCGAGGAGAACGCGAGAGGCUCAGAGGGCCGCUCCGAGGCCGGAAGGGACUUUGGACCUGUUACGUGGUGGUGGCACGCGUCCUGGCCUCAGAGCCGCCAGGCCCAUCCAGGCCGCUGCUGUGCCGGGCAGGCGUCCGGAGCCGCAGCAGCUUCCUGCCCCUCCUCUGCAGGAGCAGACCCCCGGGCCGGGGGAGCCAGCGGGCGGUCUCACCGCUGAGCUGUGAACUGGGGGUUUGGGUUUGCUUUCUGCUUUUGCUCCGUCUUCCGCUCUCCCUCUCUCCCCCUCCCCCCCUCCCCCCAAGUCUGGGCGCAGCACAGGGACUUCAGCAGCAGCCCAGGAACGGUGGGAGUCUUCCGACUCGCCUGAGAUGACAGAUGAGUAGAGGCCCCAGGACCCUCGGGGCGGACGCUGCUCUCCCCGUAACCUUCAGUGGGGUGGGCAGGGAGUAGAGGAGACCCGGGGAAGAACUCCUUUCACUUGCCAUGUCCUACUUUUUAAGCGGAGGAUGGUGUGGGCGUCUCACCUGGCCCAGAAGGGUACGGCAGGGGGCCUUUCAGCAGCCCCCGGGGCUGGUGCUCCCGUCGCGGUACUGGCCGCCCUUGCUGGGUCACGAGCAGCAGCCGUGGCUGUCAUGCUUUCGCCCCUUCGCGUCCUCCGCCCCGUCCCACCGGCCCUCCCCAUCCUCUGGCACCGUGGGAGCUGGGAAGCCUGGGAAGCAGCAGCUGGAAAGGAAGGACUUGACCAUCCAAGAAACACACUUUAUCUGAGUUGGGGCCAGUAGCUCUUGGUGAGUUAAUCCAGAGAGAGGGGAGAUGGGAGGGGCAUUUCCGUUGGGGGGAGGGCCGGCAGCCCCCUCCUCCGUCGCUUGCCGUGUGCCUUAAACCCCAUCUCCUAUCCGUCCCGCCCUGCGGGCUCCCCUCCUCCGUUGUGCUGAGCCUGGUGGGCCCAGAGGGGCUCCUCUUUGCUCAUCAGACCUUCCGCCGGCCUGACCGGCUCUCCCGCGGGAAGGACAGGGUGCCCCUGAGAGGCCAGGCGCCCCCUGGGGUUGACGGCCACAGCUCACCUGCCACACGGCAGCGAGACGCAGCGUCUUCGGGAGCAGGUGCUCUUUCCAUCCUCCUCCUUCAAAACCACUCCCGCUGCUGAGGUUGACAAUCUGAGGUGAGGUCUGCAGGGGCUCUCCACACCCACCGGCCUCUGUGCCAGCCAGACGUGGGCCUGCGGGCAGGCUGCCAUCAGAAUCCGGACGGCUGCCCCCAGGCCGCCCGCCUCCUGUUGUGUUCGUUUUACAUAAUUGAGAGCUCACUUCUCCUGGGUUUGGGACUUGGGCAGGCGAACACCAGGCUCAACCCGGGCUUAGCCCAGUUUAAACAGAACAAAAGAAAAGUAGAAAGCAACAUCUGUUAACUGUUUAAAGAAACAGCCACGUCACUUUUUGAGUCCUUCAAGAAGCUGUUUGUUUGUCCUGUGCACCGAGGGGAGGAAUCUGUGAAAUGUCAGUUAUGACCCCUCAGGCGGCGAUCCUGCGGCGGCGGGCGGAACGCGUCACUUUAUUAUUUAAAGAGUGUGUGUAUAGAGUCGCUGGUUAUGAACAAUAUUGUGUGUGGGGUUGGGUUUUAGUUUGUUCCCGCUUUUUUUUUUUUUUAAGUCCUCUCAUUUCAGUCUUUCCCUCCUUCCCAUCUUCCUCCUGGCCUGGCCCUGCUCUGCUGCUGUGUGCAGCCGCUGUGUGCUCAGGGGCAAUGGGCCGUGUGGACUGCGGUUCCCUGGGGCCUCCCUCCAUAGGCGGGCAACUGCCGAGGCCGCGCUUCAGGCUCAGUGUCCCAGCCGCGAGCUGGACGGGGCUCAGGGGCUUCACCGUCCCUGAAUUCAAAACACCCUGCACCCACACCUCCCCUCCUUGCCGGGAGCCCCGGCUCUGAGCCGAGGCACUGGGCAGGCAGUGCAGGUGGACAAGGGGCCGGUGUGGCCAGGUGACCUUGCAUGAGGACAGCAGGUGCAAUGUGUGUUUUAACUUAUUGGCUGACAGGCUUCCCCACCUUGACCUCAUUGAGACACAUUCUGGCUCUGGGAGUUGCCAGCCUGGCUGUGGUUUGUCUGUCUCAGGGGCCAGAUCAGGUGUACGAAUCAGUCUUUACGACAGACACACCCUCGGGAGGAUUCGUUCCCUGCAGAGGCAGUUCUCACCUGCAGGUGUGGGUGGAUCGGGGCAAGGGCAGGCACGUGCCAGGGCUGAACUUAAACCCCGAUUCUGGGCAGUGCCUCCCUCCCAGGGCCCCGCGCCUCCCCAGUGUUACAUUGUAAUAUAUCCCCGACUAACCUGGCUGAUGGUGGCAUCUUCCUGCAGACAUUUCAAACCUGUAACUUUUAUAUGAAAGGAAAAUAAACACAGAUGAAAGCCGUG